AUGGCUGCCUCGCGUCCCGCCACGCAGGAUAAUGCCCGGAACUACUGCCCCAGCCUCCGUAAAACGGAAGAAGCUGAUGGUGGCUGGCGAGGUCCAAACUUCCUCCGUACCUCUCUGUUUCUCUUUCCCCGCCUUCUCCGCGGAAGGCGAGCGCCAAACUCAAACUUUAACAGGACCCGGACGUCUUUCAGGCUGGUACCGCGGGCUCGGCCUGUUGGAGUUUUCCGCACACCCGUCGGGGCAGCGGUUCAGCAUGAGCCAGGUUCUGUUCCUGCAGCUCGUGCCGUUGCAGGUGAAAUGCAAAGACUGCGAGGAGAGGAUUUAGUUAUCCGUCUGACUGAUGAUACUGAUCCAUUUUUUCUGUAUAAUCUUGUUAUAUCAGAGGAAGAUUUUCAGAGUUUAAAAUUCCAGCAAGGUCUUCUGGUAGACUUCCUAGCCUUCCCACAAAAAUUCAUAGAUCUCCUUCAACAGUGUACUCAAGAACAUGCCAAAGAAAUUCCAAGGUUUUUGCUACAGUUAGUUUCUCCAGAAACUAUUUUGGAUAACUCACCUGCUUUUUUAAAUGUGGUAGAGACAAAUCCUUUUAAGCAUCUUACACACCUCUCACUAAAACUUUUACCUGGAAAUGAUGUGGAAAUAAAGAAGUUUCUAGCAGACUGUUUGAAAUGUAGCAAGGAAGAAAAAUUAUCAUUGACACAAUCACUAGAUGAUGUUACCAGGCAACUGAAUUUCACACAAAAGACAUUAUCAGAGAAAAUCCAAGAAUUAGAUAAGUUACGGAAUGAAUGGGCAUCACACACAGCAACAUUGUCCAAUAAGCAUUCUCAGGAACUGACGAAUGAGAAGGAAAAAGCUUUGCAGGCACAGGUUCAGUACCAACAGCAGCAUGAACAACAGAAAAAAGAUUUAGAAAUCCUCCAUCAACGAAACAUCCAGCAGCUACAAAACAGAUUGUCUGAGUUAGAAUCUGCUAAUAAAGACCUAACUGAAAGAAAAUAUAAAGGAGACUCCACCAUCAGAGAACUUAAAACAAAAUUGUCUGGUGUUGAAGAGGAGCUCCAGCGGGCUAAGCAAGAAGUCCUCUCUUUGCGAAGAGAGAAUUCUACACUUGAUGCUGAAUGCCAUGAAAAAGAAAAGCAUAUUAAUCAGCUACAAACAAAAGUGGCUGUUUUAGAACAGGAAAUCAAGGAUAAGGAUCAGCUUGUUUUAAGAACAAAAGAAGCAUUUGAUACAAUCCAGGAACAAAAGGUGGCUUUAGAAGAAAAUGGUGAGAAAAAUCAGGUACAAGUAGGAAAACUUGAAGCUACAAUAAAAUCAUUAUCAGCUGAACUUCUUAAGGCAAAUGAAAUUAUCAAAAAGUUGCAAGGAGAUCUGAAGACUUUAAUGGGUAAAUUGAAACUGAAGAAUACAGUAACUAUUCAACAAGAGAAACUCUUGGCUGAGAAGGAAGAAAAAUUACAAAAGGAACAAAAGGAAUUACAAGAUGUUGGACAGUCUCUCCGAAUUAAAGAGCAAGAGGUAUGCAAAUUACAAGAACAAUUAGAAGCUACAGUUCAAAAACUUGAAGAAAGCAAACAGCUUCUAAAAAAUAAUGAGAAGUUAAUCACAUGGUUAAAUAAAGAAUUAAAUGAAAAUCAGCUAGUGAGAAAGCAAGAUGUAUUGGGAACUUCUACCACUCCACCUGUACAUUCUAGUAGCAACACCAUCAGAAGUGGAAUUUCUCCGAACUCUAAUGUGGUUGAGAGUAGACUGACUUACCCAACUUGUGGGAUUGGUUAUCCUGUCUCCUCUGCGUUUGCAUUCCAGAAUUCUUUCCCUCAUCCUAUAGCUGCCAAAAACACCAUCCACCCAGUUUCAGGACCAAAGGUGCAGUUUAACUUGCAAUUUACAAAACCAAAUACAUCACUAGGAGAUGUCCAAUCAGGAACAACUAUUAGUAUGCCUUGCUCAACUGAUAAGGAAAAUGGUGAAAAUUUAGGGCUGGAAUCCAAAUAUCUGAAGAAAAGGGAAGACAGCAUUCCUUUACGUGGGCUUAGCCAAAAUCUAUUUAAUAAUCCAGACCAUCAAAGAGAUGGCACUUUAGGAGCAUUACAGACAUCUUCAAAACCCUCAGUGCUCCCUUCUACAUCUUCAGCGUAUUUCCCUGGGCAGUUACCAAACAGUUAAUCCCAGUGUCACCUUUCACUUUCUGUUGAAAUUUUAGAAGUUCAUGUGGUUUUAAAAAUAUAGAAACAGUGCAGAUCAAAUUCUGAACAAGCAAGUUUCAAAGUUUACUUGAGCUACUGUAUUAGAUUGGGUCCUUUAAGUACUGCUGUCAUUUAUGCAGUUUUAGAGGGGCAAAUUUGUACUAGGGAAUUGGUGAAGAUUCUGAACAAAUGCCAGUUUUUUAGUUUGGAACAUGGUGUUUUAUAGAAAAGUAGUAUGAAUUUUAUUAAACUAAUCCUUAGAACUUCUCAGAAGUUCUAAGGAAAGAAUUGAUCCUUGUAAGGGACAUUCCAAUCAUAUUGAAUAUCUCAGUUAAUUAAAACCUGCUCAGAUAUAAUAGUAUGAAACCAAAGUGCUGUCAAUUCAUUUUAUCAUUUUCAUUACAAUAAAAACAGCAAUUUUUUUCUUUUUAGAAUAACGAAAAAUAUUUUACUGAAAUAUAAGAUUUACAUAAGUUUCCAGACACGCCAUACAAAAUGGUCACAAGCUUUUUCUUCAAGGGAGGAUUCUACACUUGACAGCAAAGUCACAGUGUUAUUAGGGCUGUGAUGUUCAUUUAAUGUUUAAAUUUGCCACCUGAGAAUUAUGAGGGAAAAUGAUUAUCUCUUAAGAUAUAUUACUGAUAUUUACAGUAAAGGGAAAAGUCCUGAAAUUACCUUAAAUGAAUGAAAUAAAUUCUUCAUAGCAAGUAAAUAUUUUCCUUGAAACCUUUAAAUUUUCUUUUGAAUAAGUCUAUUAAGUAAUUUUUAUAAAUUUAUUAUACAAAAAACUUUGGAUAGUCUAAUUACAUGACCAGAUUAGGUACAAAAUGCUUUAGUCAUUUGAGAUGCAGAGUUUAUAGGUUUUUAAUGCUUCCUGGAAGUCUGCAGUCAUCCAGUUUUUCUUUCUCAUUUGGAGUUUUCUUUGUUAUGCAUUUAAAUCUCUACUAGUGGAAUAUUGUUUUAAAAAUUAGUACUUACACAAAAUAUUUACUGAGAGCAUCAUGAAUAUUCAUUUUGUAAUAUCCAAAUAGGUUCAUUUUCAUGUUUGCUUAGUAAAGUAGGCAAAAUGAAUAAUGUUAGAAGUUACAACUUUCUUCUCUUCCCUUCAAUUGCAAGUUUCAAGUAAGAAUUGUCCCCUGGAAAAAAUGAAGUGAUUUUAAAAAAUUCACCCAGAAUCACAGUUUUCUUACUGACAACCAUCCAAUAGAGCAGCAUUCUCUUAAGAAAUCUCUAAAUCAGUUUUUGUUUGCAGAGAUUGCCAACACUCAUGUGAUAUUUAAAAAAUAUAUAUUUCAAGGACCUUAUUACACAGAUGAGGAAAAAGACAUUUCAGGAUACUGAUGACAGACUGUUAUUGGCUUCCAUGGUAAGACACAAUAUUCGCUAAUUUUUUUAUGAAGCCACAAUACUGUCUUUUCUUAUACUUUUGAAACUGCUGGCAACUGCAAGCUGUCUUAAACUAGGGAUCUAAUCUAAAAAAUUUAGUAACCAUUAUUAGGUAGUGACUUUUUAUAUACAGUUUUGUCAUUUAGAUAUACUCUAUUUGUAAGAAUACUCAAUUACAAUAACUUGAAAGCACUACAAUCUGGAAAGAAACUUCCUGGCAAUAUUGGAAUCUUUCUUGUAAAUAGUAUGUAAUAUAAAACAUUGUGACAAGGAUUUGGAUAGGAUACAUGACAUACAGGUAGCUCUUUUUUAAAAAUAUAGAUAUCCUUUUCCAUAUCCACACAUGGAAAAUUGGGAGAACUCCCAAAAGAUAGGAUAGAGAUCAUUUUGAUAUCAGUUUGCUAAAGUCUUUUUGGUAUUAAAUGUGUAUAUGUAUAUAUAGACUUUCGAGUGUGCUAAUUAUUUGCUCUACCUCUUAAACUUUUAUUUGAAAUUGUUUUGCUUACAAGUGUACAUGUGUUAAUAAUCAAAAUAUUGCAUUUAAUGUAUUUCUGUAAACUGUGAGCUUUGUUAAUAAAGUAUUAAUAUUUUGGGAAUAUGACAUGUAAACAGUAUAUAAAAACAGAAAUAAGGACUGACCUAUAAUACCUGUGCUUAGAAAAUUAAGUACUUACAGUUAAUUUACAGACUAAGGUUUCAUUUCUUUGCUUUUGUCUUCCUACAGCAGUGUUUUAUUGAGGGAAAUGAAAUGGAUUCAAAGGGACAAGGUAUAAUGCUUUGAUCUGUUACUAUAAAAAUAUGGUAACAAAGCCAAAACAGGCCAUAAGGGAAUCACAGAUCAAGACUUUCUUUAAAAAAAAAUCAUUAAAAUAUUUAAUUUUAUUAACAGAAUAUUUACAUUUCUUUUAAGACCUUAUU
Messenger RNA from Hippopotamus amphibius kiboko, 4490 nucleotides. It is a transcript of the gene SASS6, whose product is annotated as SAS-6 centriolar assembly protein. The record is from RefSeq and is a predicted model, not a curated record. Gene Ontology annotation, biological process: centriole replication. NCBI's taxonomy places the organism in Eukaryota, Metazoa, Chordata, Mammalia, Artiodactyla, Hippopotamidae. Gene Ontology annotation, cellular component: centrosome; centriole.